Molecule: messenger RNA, 435 nt
Organism: Staurois parvus
Lineage: Eukaryota; Metazoa; Chordata; Amphibia; Anura; Ranidae
Source: the annotation of a GenBank genome assembly
UAUGUGGACCUGAACUGGCUUGCAAACUACUGGGGGUGUGAUGGGAAACCAAGAAUAUAUCAUCAUACAGGACCAGUGACCAAUUUCUACAGCUUGAGAGAAGGACUUGCAAUACUGGCCGAGAAGGGUUUAGAGUGUUCCUGGGAGCAACAUCGCGAGAUUGCACUGAGGUUCCACAAGGGACUAGAAGACCUGGGAUUAAAGCUCUUUGUGAAGGACCCAGCUUUGCGACUUCCGACUGUGACAACAAUUCAAGUGCCGACUGGCUAUGAAUGGAAAGACAUCACAACAUACAUCAUGAAGAAGUACAACAUUGAGGUUACUGGGGGCCUAGGGCCCUCAGCUGGAAAGGUGCUACGUGUUGGACUAAUGGGUUACAAUGCAACGAAAGCCAAUGUAAACCACGUAUUAGAAGCUCUCAAAGAUGCGUUGCAG